AUGGGCAUCCCUAGGGCGUUGGCCCGGCUGGGACCUCAGGGCCUGCGGGCGGUGCGGGGCUACGCCUCUGCGGCCGGCGGCGCCACGGAGCAGAACCUGGAGGAGUGGAAGCAGCGGGCCGGCAAGGAGGCCAAGGGCCGCGACCCCUGGCAGGCCUUUUCCUCCACCAACCAGGACAUCCACUUGAUGCCGGUGUACAGCGGGCUGGAUGUGGCAGGGCAGCCAGACUACGGCUCUGAGUUCCCGGGGGUGUACCCCUACACUCGGGGGCCCUAUGCCAGCAUGUACACGGGGCGGCCCUGGACCAUCCGCCAGUAUGCAGGCUUCUCCACGGCAGAGGAGUCGAACGCUUUCUACCGGAAAGCACUGGCAGCGGGGCAGCAGGGGACCAGCAUUGCUUUCGACCUUCCCACCCACCGCGGCUAUGACAGCGACCACCCGCGUGUGUCGGGCGAUGUGGGCAUGGCGGGUGUGGCUGUGGACUCUGUGGAAGAUAUGAAGAUCCUGUUUGAUCAGAUCCCCCUGGACCGCAUGAGCGUCAGCAUGACCAUGAACGGCGCGGUGCUGCCGGUGAUGGCCAUGUUUGUGGUGGCGGCGGAGGAGCAGGGGGUGGCCGCCGCCAAGCUGCAGGGCACCAUCCAGAACGACAUACUCAAGGCGAGGAGGAGGGAGCGGCCCUGGCAGGGCCGGGGCAAGGCAGAGGGGGAGUUUAUGGUUCGCAACACAUACAUCUACCCGCCCCACCCAUCCAUGCGCAUCGUCGGCGACAUCUUUGCCUACUGCUCCCGCCACCUGCCCAAGUUCCACCCCAUCUCCAUCAGCGGGUACCACAUGCAGGAGGCGGGCGCCACCCCGGGGCUGGAGCUGGCCUUCACGCUGGCAGAUGGGCUGGAGUACAUCCGGUGCGCGGAGCAGGCUGGGCUGACUGUGGACCAGGUGGCCCCCCGCCUUUCUUUCUUCUUCGCCAUCGGCAUGGACUUCUUCUCAGAGGUGGCCAAGCUGCGUGCCGCGCGACGGCUGUGGGCACGCCUUGUCAAAGAGAAGUUCGGCCCUUCUGACGAGAAGUCGCUCGUGCUGCGCACGCACUGCCAGACCAGCGGAUAUAGCCUGACAGCGCAGGAGCCGUACAACAACAUCAUUCGCACCACGGUAGAGGCCAUGGCGGCAGUGAUGGGAGGCACGCAGUCGCUGCACACCAACUCCUUUGAUGAGGCCAUCGCGCUGCCCACGGACUUCAGCGCCAAGCUGGCCCGCAACACGCAGCUCAUCCUGGCCGAGGAGACCGGGAUCACAAAGGCAUGCGUGGCCGACCCGCUGGGCGGCUCCUUCUACCUCGAGGCGCUCACCUCCCAGAUGGAGGCGGCCGCGGAGGAGGUGAUCCGCGAGGUGGAGCAGAUGGGAGGCAUGACAGAAGCCAUCAUCUCUGGCCUGCCCAAGCUGAAGAUAGAGGAGUGCGCGGCGCGGCAGCAGGCGCACAUCGACAGCAACAAGCAGGCGCCCCUGCAGGUGAUUGUGGGGGUCAACAAGUACGCCCAGGGCGACGACAACGGCGGCGCGCCGCGGGAGCUGGAUGUGCGCCGCAUCGACAACACCAUGGUGCUGCAGCGGCAGCAGGAGCGGCUGGCGCAGAGCCUGCGGGCAACGCGCGACGAGGCGGCGGUGCAGGCGGCGCUGGCGGCGCUGGAGGCGGCGGCGCACAGCGGCAACCGGCAGCACAACCUGAUGGAACUUGCGGUGCAGGCGGCUCGCCUCAGGGCCACGGUGGGAGACAUCUCAGCGGCAUUAGAGAAGGCGUGGGGGCGGUACGAGGCGGGAGGCGGCAUGUCCACGGGUGUUUACAACAAGGCGCUCGGCACCUCGGCCCAGAUGGAGGCGGUACAGCGAGUGGUGGCGCGGUUUGAGGCGGAGGUUGGGCGGCACCCGCGCAUCCUCAUCGCCAAGAUGGGGCAGGAUGGGCACGACAGAGGCGCCAAGGUCAUGGCAACCGGGCUGGCUGACCUGGGGUUUGAUGUCGACAUCGGGCCACUGUUCAUGACGCCGCAUGAGGUGGCGCGCCACGCUGUGGACGCAGAUGUGCACGUCGUGGGUGUGUCCAGCCAGGCGGCGGGCCACGGCACGCUGGUGCCGGAGCUGAUGCGAGAGCUGGCGGCGCAGGGCAUGGGGCAUGUGCUGGUGGUGUGCGGCGGCAUCAUCCCCAAGCAGGCAAGCGGGCUGCGGCGGUGGCGCGCCUGGGUGGCUGCCUUCUACGGGCCUGGCACCCGCGUGCCUGCGGCUGCCCUGGACAUGAUUGGGAUGCUGCUGGAGGGGAAGCAGCCAGAGGCGGGCAGCCAGGGCACCGCGUGA
Molecule: messenger RNA, 2343 nt
Organism: Chlorella variabilis
Lineage: Eukaryota; Viridiplantae; Chlorophyta; Trebouxiophyceae; Chlorellales; Chlorellaceae
Exons: 25
Coding region: 1-2343 (780 amino acids)
Molecular function (GO): methylmalonyl-CoA mutase activity; cobalamin binding; metal ion binding
Source: RefSeq, a predicted model, not a curated record